AUGAUGGCCGACCCAAUCAUCUUGUCUGACUCAUCUGUCGCAAUGCGAGCCGUGUUGAAGAAGCUCUUCAAGGUCGAACGCAGUAUAUUGGCUAUACCAGGCGCAUACGAGGAUGCAAUGACGCAGCAGCUGUCUCCGUAUCUGAAGGAGUUUGUCCAGUACCUCGACCGGCGUGCCAUCGAAGAAGUAACUGUCGGACGCAAGCUGCAGAUCGCAAACGGUCUGCCUAGAGAGCAUGUCCUUGUCCUACGCCAUUACCGCUCGGGAGCGGGAUACAUACAGCUACGCCUUCUGGCCUUGCAGGGACUCAAGGUUUUGUAUGCAGCGAUCACGCAAGACUACGUCCUUUUCGAAGGCAAUCAAUUUACCGCUGAAGUCUUCUAUACAGACUUUGGCAUAUCUGAAUGA
This is a messenger RNA of Peniophora sp. CBMAI 1063, 408 nucleotides long. The record is from the annotation of a GenBank genome assembly. NCBI's taxonomy places the organism in Eukaryota, Fungi, Basidiomycota, Agaricomycetes, Russulales, Peniophoraceae.